Lepus europaeus (European hare) is the source of this 3717-nucleotide messenger RNA. It is a transcript of the gene SLC10A7, whose product is annotated as solute carrier family 10 member 7. Gene Ontology annotation, cellular component: plasma membrane. The transcript has 12 exons. Bases 215 to 1237 code for a protein of 340 amino acids. The record is from RefSeq and is a predicted model, not a curated record. Lineage: Eukaryota; Metazoa; Chordata; Mammalia; Lagomorpha; Leporidae.
GACUUUCCUGUCACUGGCUACUACUACUCCCAGCCCUCCUCCUAGCCGCCCGAGCUACCCUCUGCUCUUGAGUUUACAAGUGGCAAUUUGACUUGCUCUGCUGCAUGUCUGGAGGGGCCGAGGAAAGUGUGGAGACGCCCCGGAGAUUAAGGGAUAGCAGCUCGAAAAGAAAAAAAGCCAAACAAACAAACAAAACCCACCCCCCCUAGCAGACAUGAGGCUGCUGGAGAGGAUGAGGAAGGAAUGGUUCAUGAUCGGGAUCGUGUUGGUCAUCGCCGCAGCUAAGCUGGAGCCGUCGGUGGGGGUGAACGGGGGACCACUGAAGCCAGAAAUAACUGUAUCGUACAUUGCUGUUGCAACAAUAUUUUUUAACAGUGGACUGUCAUUGAAAACAGAGGAGCUGACCAGUGCUUUGGUGCACAUAAAACUGCAUCUUUUUAUUCAGAUCUUUACACUUGCAUUCUUCCCAGCAACAAUAUGGCUUUUCCUUCAGCUUUUAUCAAUCACACCCAUCAAUGAAUGGCUUUUAAAGGGUUUGCAGACAGUAGGUUGCAUGCCUCCCCCUGUGUCUUCUGCAGUGAUUUUAACCAAAGCAGUUGGUGGAAAUGAGGCAGCUGCGAUAUUUAAUUCAGCCUUUGGAAGUUUUUUGGGCAUUGUUAUAACACCCUUGCUACUGCUGCUUUUUCUUGGUUCAUCCUCUUCUGUGCCUUUCACAUCCAUUUUCUCUCAGCUUUUCAUGACUGUCGUGGCCCCUCUCAUCGUUGGACAGAUUGUCCGAAGAUACAUCAAGGAUUGGCUCGAGAGGAAGAAGCCCCCUUUCGGUGCCAUCAGCAGCAGCGUGCUCCUCAUGAUCAUCUACACCACGUUCUGUGACACGUUCUCGAACCCGAACAUCGACCUGGACAAAUUCAGCCUGGUUCUCAUCCUGUUCAUAAUAUUUUCUAUUCAGCUGAGUUUUAUGCUUCUAACCUUCAUCUUUUCAACCAGGAAUAAUUCGGGCUUCACGCCAGCAGAUACAGUGGCUAUCAUUUUCUGUUCUACACACAAAUCUCUCACACUGGGAAUUCCAAUGCUGAAGAUAGUGUUUGCGGGCCAUGAGCACCUCUCUUUAAUAUCCGUCCCCUUGCUCAUCUACCACCCGGCUCAGAUCCUUCUGGGAAGUGUUUUGGUGCCAACAAUCAAGUCUUGGAUGGUGUCAAGGCAGAAGGGAGUGAAGUUGACCAGGCCAACGGUAUGAGGAGAGCAGCGCGCUCUGGCGGUGUACAUAUGUACAGGAGGGUACCUACAGAUAAUUCUGAAGACUCGUCCUUGUGAAUGUUGCUACGAUGCAUAUUUUAUUUUUUUACACAAAAAUAUGACACACCUGUUUAAGUGCCUUACAAUGUAUUUGACCAGAGUGUUACUUCCCCAGUGUACUUUGUUGGUGACUGCCAGGGGUGGUACCGUAUGUUGGAGUUCAUUUCUUGUUUUAUUUCUGAUGCAGGGAAACGGUCAUAAUAAGUGACAAAAGGCUCACAUGGUCUCCCAGUGCCCCCUUCUGUGCAAUACAGCGCUACAGUGGUAGUUACUGUAAUGUUUGAAAUGAGGUCACAGCAUCAGGAAAAUGCCUUCCUGAUGACGGUGAACGCUUCCAGAGUCUUCUCCGCACGGCCUUUGAUUUGCUGUUGAUUCCUUUCCCCUGCAACCGUGACAUGCCUCUUCCUCGUCAGCUCAGCGGGAGCCGCACAUCCAGGCGGAACAGAGCUGCGUGCUGCUUGACAUCGUGUUCUUAGACAUUCCUUCAAAUACUUUCCACACAGAAACCUCCUCAUUCCCAUUACGAGAGACGGGGGUGCUCUAGGUCUUAAAUUUAUUAUUAGCUACUUCAAAGAAAGGGCCUAAUCUUGGCGUUCUGAGUGGAGCUUUGAGGUAAGCUGCAGGAUUCGGUUGGCAGGGCUGAAGUUCCAUCUCCGUGUGUUUUGCUCUGACUCUAUUGUUCCUUUCGUACCUGUUUGCCAACCCGCUUGCACACGCAUAGCAGCCAAACACGAGACACGAAAGCAUGACAGUGAGCCCAAGAGCAGUGACAGGGCAUGGUGAGUUCUAGUCACAUUCCGCAUCUGAGACCCGCAUUUUUUUCCUGUUCCCCAAACGUGCUGAACACUUUCCAAACUGCCCCUGGUAGCCAGGAGCAGCCUGCUACAUCCUUGAAGUAGGCACUCCCAAGGCAGAGUGUUGAGGAGAAUUUCCACGGCAGAUUUCACAAAUGGUUUCACAACAUUUUAAAAAACAAAUCAUAUUGCUUUUAUGACUAAAUGAAAAUAUUCAGGUCAUCAAUACAAACAAAUAGUACAUACACACAUUCUUCUGUCUAGCCAGAUGGAAAGAAAACACAUUCACUAACUAAAAUAUCAAGGAAAAUGACUUCUCAAUAGGACGUCGGCUUUCAAAGGAGUAGCCAGGAUUUGCUUCUACUAUGACUAGAAGAACUUUAAUGGGAACCAAAUAGAGAAGAAAGCAAUAUAUAGGAUUAAGGGGACAGAUUUUCUGUGUCACCUGCACAUCACCCUGCCAUCUCCUUUCGAGUCCUUUCUUGAUGGGGAAGAGGAUACUGGCUUCCUGGGUCUCAGUGCUAUGUCCUUGGCAGCUGCCCCUGUUGUUGCCCUUGUACUCACAACAACAACCAUUCCUUAGGAAGCUCCCGAGUUUAUCAAUCGUGUAAAUGUAAAUUAUUAUCACUACCUGGUCUCAUCUUUUUUUUUUAAUUCUGAUUCCUUUCAAUGUCACUGAACCUCAUAAAUUUCCUGAGAAUUAUGUUCGAUGUAAAUGUCAAGGCCAAUGCCAGAUCUGGGAGAAAUCAAUGCUCAACAAGCCGUGGACUACACUGUUACCAAGAGUUGCACUUAGGUCUGAAACUUCAGUAAUUUUGCUCGGUAUUUGUGAUGCUUGCCUACAGAGAAGAGAAAGCUGUUCAGGUUUUGCUCCUACAAGCGUCUGAGUUUUGGAGUGACAGGGAAUGUGUACCUGCCCACCCGCCCACCUGUCUGAGCUAUCAUAAAAUGUUUGCCUAGCAUUUGAAUAUUGAUUCCCUCCCCAACUUAACUACCUCUAUUGUCUGACACCUAGUAGGUGUGAUUAUGGAAUAAAAUUCAAGUGAAAAAAUGCUAUAACAUUUUAUCUUUUGCUUUAAAAAAUGUGUUUUGUAUUCAAAUAUUCUUUACACAGUGAGUUUUGGUGGCUUUAGUGAUAUGUUUACACAUUCUUUGUUAUACAAAUGCUGUGACAUAUUUUUCCAUAAAAGAAACAAAAAGUAAGGUCAAAAUUUAUUUUUAAUUUAUGCUUAUUGGGAUUUAAUUAUUCCAAACUUAAACUAUUUUGUUUAUACACCGUCAAACCAUCUGUUUUAUGCCUUCAUUUUGUCUAACUGUAUUUAUAAGGAAAAUACAUCAGAUAAUGUUUACUCGCUUCUCCACCUGGAUUUUUUUAAUGGUUGUCAGAAAAUUUGAUUUUUUUGAGGGAGUGAUAAUGUUUAGCUUUUCAUGUGCUCUUUGUUGUAAAUUUUUUGUGUUUUUUUUUUAAAGUGCUUCCCUCUUCUGUUAAAAAUAACACACCUCUGGCUAAUGUUCAGUGUUUGUUUAUGCUAAAUACCAAAUUUUUUCAAAAGGACUAGUUAAGUAAGAAAGUGGAUUAUUUAUGAUGAAUGGAAGAUGAAAAUAAUUCUAUGAUUAAACAAAGAGA